AUCUGUCAAAUCAAGUUGUCAAUUGCGGAUUGUAGUCAAUCGUUAUCAGUUUUCCAUUUCUUUUGCCAAAAAUAUUCAGAAAUGUUUGUAUAAUAGCAUAAAUCUUACCAGAAAGCCAAUUAGUACAAAUAUAUGUAGGUGCAAUUUUCAUGCUUCACGUCAUUUAUAUCUAACUCGACAAUUUUAUGUGUGCAAACAAUAGUCUUUAGUAAUUCAUUCGAAUCGUAUUUUUCAUGGAGUUUUCUUCAAGCUGGUGGUAAAUAGACUAAAUGAAAAGUGCAUUUAGUGUAAAAAUGGAGGCUAGCAAUGAUUCUUUGUCUGUGCUGUCUCCGCCGAUGACGGGUUCUCCUGCUGUGCUGCUGACUCCUGGCCGGACCAGGAACAUCGCACAGGACAUGGAAGCCCUCAGAUUAUCGCGACAAGACAACCCUUAUCUCCAGCAGGUAAUGGCCAGCAGAGAAAGUCUGAUUGAAAGCCACGCUGAAGAGUGUGAAUCUGACGACACAAUACUUAUGUCACAGGAAUUUGGAAGCACUGCCUUAGAUUUUAUAGAAGACGAUCCUUUGACCCUGAAGGAGGUCCACGAACACAUGAUACGGUCACCGCCGCCCACUAGUUGCUGGCCGCACGACACACUGUCGUAUCGUGCGUCGAGCGCUUUCGACUUCGCUGCGGACAGUCCUGUCUCUUACAGCGCUUACUCAGUCAAUUCCCAGGAAAAGGAGCUUCUAGGCGGUAGGUCUCCGCGUCGGAACACCAGAUGUGAUGAAUCCCGUAACAAUAAUAAUUCGAGUCGCCCUCGGUCCUCCAGGUCGGCCUCCCCGAGGUCUCAUGACCUCACCCUCUGCGGACGACCUCUAUCGUUACCAGGCGAGAGUCACCUUCGGAACGCGUUAAGCAAAAAGCAAGGCAGCAAUCAGAGCGAGAGGUUUUCCCUCCUGCAACACCCACGCCCUCUACGGAGACCUCACAAUCGACGAGACGAGGACAGUGUCCAACUUGUGCCAGACUGCGAUAAGUAAUACAAUGCAUAUAUAGAUAUAUAGUCUGUUCUAACACAGAGUAUAUGGAUAUAGAUCUAUGUCUGAAAAUUUCAGGCUUUUAUGAGCGAUUUUAUUUAUGACCUUGACCUUUGGAUCCAAGGUCAGAUAUUUUUUGGACUUAGUUAAAAAAAUCUAUUGUUUUUCUGUAUAAUUCUAAUGUGAAGUUGAAAUCAUUAUUUUUUAUAUUUUUUUCGACUUCGGGUCAAGGUCAUUUUGAAAUGGUUUAAGGUCAAAAGAUCGGUACGAAAUGUGUUCCCAAACUAAAGCUAGAAUAUUGACGGCAGUUCGGUUAUUUGUUGGACAAAUGUUAACUAUAUUGGUUAAUGCUUUGCGAGUGCUACAUUUGAAGAUUUCCAAUUUAAUUGUUGAGUUAUAUUGUUCUUCCGACAGUAUGCAAGAUACAUGGGUAUUAUCGCAAAUUUUCUUCUAAUGAAUAUAAUUCUUCAAUACAUGUUGUAAAUGUCUGUUUAACGCCAGAAUACUGAAAUACUAUUCAAUUUCAAAUUGUACUAAAAUAUACCGAACUAGUCUUGAGAGUAUCUUAAAAUUGAGUAGCGUUUGAGUAUUUGGACAUGAGAUGGUUUAUUUGACUUGAUUUACGAAUUAGCCACACCGCAGUUACUGUUUGUAGAUCAACGUUUCCAGAUGUUACUCAGCAACAUCCGACAGCUAAAAGUUGAUAAUAAAUAGUUAAUAAGCCACAUAGGUUACAGAUAGUUACCCAAUGUUACCGUGUUGUUGCAUUUCGUUACUCCACAAAAGUUUACUGCGGUGUGGAUGCAAGUAACUAAUUCGCGGUAACACCCGUUUGUCUGUGUGUGGUAGGUACAGUAAAGGGUGGCCUUUUAGGUUAUACUCAAAUUCUGUUAUAAUUUCAGAAUAAGACGAGAAGAUAGUCAGAAUGCACGAUAAUAAAUACUUUAAUAAUAAUGGCAUAACUUUUGAAGUCACCUACGAGUUUUAGGUAAUUUUAGUUAAACAAAAAGUUUGACUGACGAUUUAAAAAAGAGAAAGAUUUCAAUUUAAAAAGUUAUUUAGAAGAAUUGAGAGAAAAUUAACGAAAAAUAAAAGAAAGUUAAAAAAAUAUCGACACAAUAAAAUAGUAUAGAAAAAACUGCACAGUAUUCUUAAAAUACGAGUUUUAGGGUACCACGAAACCUUUUUAAAUAAAUAAUUUACUUAAAAUAGACGAAGUUUUAGAAAAAUGUUUUACUUAGAUACAAUUUUUGAGGUUAUUUCUAAACAUCUUGUUAAUUAUGUAUGUGUAUUGUAAACAUUCGUUCAUGGGUAAAUCUUAGCUCUUCAAAAUUUUCAUUUCCCUUGAGAUGUUAAUUUAGUUAAUAAAUACGUAAUGGUUUCAACGCUCACCAGAUUGCGCUGACAGCUGCAGAGAUUGGCCAAAAGUCCUCUUGCGCCAUCUCUGACCAAAAAACGGUAGCCCCAUUUAUUCCAGAUGACACAUAAUGGCAUUAUUUACAUUAAGAUAUUAAGUUUUGAGAUAAUAAGAUUUAUCCUUGUCCAGAGUUUUACAAUAACAAACAAAUUUUGAUAUUAUUUAACGAAGUUUUUGAAAACAGCUGCAACAUUGCCGAAUAUCCGAUAUUGCCGGAAAUAUCCGUAAUGUGCCGUAAUCGCCGGCAAUGUUAACAGCACUAUUGCCGAUAUUUGCCUCUAGUGGUAGAUCGCCACGUGAAUUCCUACAAAAUGCUCACUGUAGUUAUAAAGCUGUCCUUACCAAAUUAGGUGGAUUUCGAAAAUUAGUUUGUAGGUCAUUAGUAUUAUUGUUACUAUUAAAAUAAGCUUUAUUAGUUAAUUAAUAGAAUAGCGAAACGCUGAAGUAGUUGAUAGAACAAUUGGGGAUGAAAAUGUCUUCUGAAAUAUGUAUAAACAUUGAAAAAUACCGAAAAAAAAACAUGAUAUUAUGUAUCUAAAAAAAUAUUUGAGAUAUUUAUUUUCGUGUUGUGAUAUUCGUGUCGAUGGAUUCGUUUUUAUUGUCAUUAGCGAUGUACACCGAUCGCAUAGAUAUGCAACAACGUUUUCCAAUUUAUUAUUAUCGAUAUUAUUUUUCCCUGUUGUUAAAAUACUACAAAAUAAAGAAUGAUCAGACUUACUAACAUCGAUAGAAGGUCGGUAUUAUAUCUUUUUUGUAGUAGUUUAUUUAAAUUAUAGAAAAUUAAUUACCCAGAAUUUAUUUAUACUAGUUCAAAAUAUAUCCCACCAUUUUUAUUGUUAUUUUUAGUCCAAAAUAAUAGUAAAUAAUAGUACAGUCAGCAUCUGAAUGUUGCAAAACUAUUGAAAUUGUUAAUGAAGGUAAGGUAUUUAAUGAUGGGUUCGCGUUCCCAUUAUUUGUGAAAUAUCACACAUAUAUGUACUGCCAGAAUAUUAAAUACGAGAAUUGGCUGUUACUCAGCUAUAUUUCAAGGUCAAGGUCAAUGUCAUAUUAAUGACCUUGAAAAAGAAAUUGUAACGAUGUUUAAAUUGAAGUAUUAAGUUUUAUCUUCAAAUUUUCUCUAUUAUUAGUUUAAUUCAUUACUCAAUGCUAUGUAUCUUAUGAAUAUAAAGUAUUUAGUGAAUUCUACGUGUAUUAUAAUAAUUUAGUGUCUAUUCUAAAGUUAUUUUAGUAAAUAUUUUAAAAACAAUUAUUAAUUUUAUACGUUGAUUGUACUUAAUGAUAUUAUUAUGUACUUGUUUAAGAGUAAAUCGCCAAAAAUGGCGGUUAGGGUAAAUAUAAUUUUGAUGUUUAAUUGUAAAAUGUUUACUAAAUAAUUAAUUAAAUGUAAAAUUGUAACGAGUCAAACCCCGAUAGUUAAAAAUCAGUUUUAUUGAUCGAAUUUAAUAUUAAAUUAAAACAUUGGUUAAAAUUAUAAAAUUGUCAUCUAAUACUAUUUACUUUACGUCGUUUUUAAAAUGUAAGUUAGAUAUUUCUAAUCAGAUAAUUUAUUUAUCUAUGUCUGAUUAAAUCUUUAUUUGACUAUUGUAUUGAGAAAUAGCUAAAAUUUAAUUUUGGCUUGUCUAUUUAAUGUCUUCGAUAUAAUUGAAUUUUAUUUUGAAAGAGGUAUGCUACAAUGGAGCCGUUUGAUGUUAGGCGUGAUGAUUAUGUAUGUAUGUAUGUAUCUAUCUGUGUAUGUUAUUCCGAUAACCUCUUUGGUCUUGUAGAAACUGUCUGAGCAAUGAAUACCUUUUUUUAAGGGACGAAAAUCAUCCAAUGGCUUCUCCCGCCUUGGGCGAUUCGAGAGGGAGUGUCAGACUCUUACUGACUAAAAACCACUCUGUCCCUAUUCCUGCUAUUCUGGUCGGAGCCCUGGUAAACCCGCUAGGUAGUCCGCAGCUCCGGAUAGCAAAUAAUACCUGGGUUCGAUUUCCUUGUCAUGAAAUAUUAAACUAGCAAAAUAUUUUGAAGGUAUACUAUCUCUGCCGGUCUCCUAUAGGAUAAAAGUACGUGAUAUUAUAUUAUGUUAUAUUCUAUAUUAAUCCCUUCCCUGUUAAGUUUUGAUAUUAUUAAUUAUUAUUCUUACAUUAUAUAUUGUCUAGUGUGCGUCUCACAACCACUGAGCUUAUGUGUCAUAGUUAUUAUUAUUAGAACGGGGUAUUUGACUUAAUAAUAAGAAUUAUAUAUUUAUUAAUUUUAAUUAUAAUUAUAUAGGGUGACUGGUAAUUAGUGAAGGAUAUUUAAACACGUGAUUGUACUCAUGAUUACAAAUAACUUUCUCAAAGAAACAUUUUUUGUAUACUCAUUAGUUUUAUUUUUAUCAUAUAUAAAACAAAACAACAACAUAUUUUCACAUAAUAAUUUCGCAUGAUCAGAUGUAAACAGCGAGGCGCCCGCGCCCACGUUAUCGGAAGACUUGUAACUAGGUAGGUAUUUUGUAACUUUACUUUGUUAUUGUGUAACUAAUUACCAGUCACCCUAGUUAUUACUACUCAGACUUUUAAUUUUAUUCAAUAAAAUGAGAGUUACCGUGUUUUAACGCAGUGAUAAUGAGGACAUUCGGAUGUACCUAAAUUUAUAAGAUCGAGAUGUAACUGAAUUGGUCAAAUCGAUAAUAAAAUCGAUUCGAAUUACUUAUGAGGAAUAAAUGGUGUAAUGUUUUGUUAUAAAAUGUUAAACUUCGGAUUUCUAAAGUUAUAUUUUAGCCAUACAUAUUAAAAUAUAAUUUUAUAAAUAUAUGCUUUAAACUUGUUUAGUUUAAUUUAAUCAAAUGUAAAUGCAAUUAAAUAUAUUUUAAAAUGUUUUCUGAAAGGGUAGAUAAAAAAGAACAAAAUAAAACAAUACAUUUUGCCAGCUAUUUAAGGAGCCAAUUUUCGCCUCAAUAUCAAAAUUGUCAAAGCAGUUUUCUAGAGUAUGACUACAAAUACAUAUGUAUUCUAAUAAGUUGUUAAACAUAGGAUAUCAUCCUCCUAUUAACAUGUAUUUACCUUUUCAGAAAGUAUUGUUAAUUUUCAUUUACUUCUUGUUAAUUUUUGUAUUUCUUGAAUUUCCAACGAAAUAUGACAUUCCAAUGUAAAUACUCGUUCGUUGUAAGUUUUUCAGUUUCAGUUAAUCUAUUGACCAAUUUCGAUAAUCUAUCUGUCGAUAAGUUGACUACUAG
Messenger RNA from Spodoptera frugiperda (fall armyworm), 5632 nucleotides. RefSeq lists its product as uncharacterized. The record is from RefSeq and is a predicted model, not a curated record. NCBI's taxonomy places the organism in Eukaryota, Metazoa, Arthropoda, Insecta, Lepidoptera, Noctuidae. The transcript has 7 exons. Bases 270 to 1022 code for a protein of 250 amino acids.